AUGACAGACUUCAGCAGCUUGGCAGAUCGGCUCGCGGGAUCGCGUUCACCUCAAGGCACCCGUGAGGAAACCGAGUAUCAAGAGGAGUCGGAGAUGGGGAGAAGCAGUCGACAGAGUUUAAGAAGUUUAAGCCGAGGACGUGGCGCCCACUAUGAUGUAUCUGAUAGCCAAGAAAACGGUAUGAGCGCUGAAGAACAAGACGAAAGAAAGACCAGCAGGAAGAAUGGAGACGAGAAACUACGUCUCGAGAACGAGAAACUCCGCAUGGACAAAGCUCAAUUGGAGAAGGAUAUCAAGGUUCUCGAACGACAAUGGGACGAGCAAGCAGGGGAGAUUAGGGAACUGCGCGAAGCACAGAAAGCAGCCGAGUUGUCUGCCGAGCGUCGACAGCUGGACGUGCUGGAACUUCAGAUGUCGAAAGAGGAUGCGGAUAAAGAGCUGGAGAUCUCAGGAUCUCGAGUCUCUGAACUCGAGGAUGAAGUCGGCCGGCUUCGACGUUUGGAGGGUGUACAGGAAAAGUUGAACAAGGCCGAAUGGCAAUUGGGUGAUUAUUACAACGAGCUCGAAGGCAAGGAAGCUGAGCUCAUCCAAUUGCGCCAGGAAGUGGAAGAGCUCAAAGCGUCGAAUGCUCCACUUGAAAGAGCCCUGCAGCGAAGCGAGCAAGAACGCGACAACAUGAACGCAGAGAUGCAGACCGUCCUCCAGUGGAUGGAGAAGCUGCAUGAGCAGCAGGUCAAGCGUGAUAUCGACCAAUUCCGAGAAUAUGACAGCCAACUGCUUGAGCGUCUAGAUCGACGAGAAGCCGCGAGAUACCGAGGUUCCGUUGGAUCGUCGCAGCCACAGCACGAGAUCCUUGCCGAUUUCAUGUCUUCACGGCCACAGAGUCUGACUAGCCAGUCAAGGACCUCUUCGGUGCCAUACGGCCUUGCCGCUGAAAGAGGCUUCCACUCGAGGCCGAACAGCACGGCAAGCUACGUGCCAGGGUCACCCGCCAUGCAUAUCUCUCCACGGCCAGCCAGCAUGGCUAUAGCGCCAUCGAGUCAGCCGGAGGAUAGCGCAUAUCAUCAGCGACGGCAAAGCCGAAGGAUCUCUUUCCAGGGACUCAACUCACGUCAGAAAUUCGAUAUUUCUCCUCUCCCUCGGCAAUUAGAGCUUUUACGGAGAAGGACCACAACCCAAAACUCAUCGCGUCUGCGACACUCUUCAAUCCCGGCAGACUCUCGUUCCGAUGCGUUUUUCCGACCAAGCAAUGUUCCGUCGUCGCCGAGUCUCCUGGAUGCGGCCGGCAUAGAUGUUAGCGAAGGCCUUUCCAGUCGUUCUCUCUCAGCUCCCAUCACAAAGGAAGAGCACGAGGAGCUACGAGAAUAUUUGAAGGUAAAGUUUCCUGUACCGAUUACGUGGGAGAACGCCAAAACUCGCGCAGUCUUUGAGCCUGAGCAUACAACAUCUCCUGAAGAGGGACAGGCCGUAGCUCCUGAAACUAGUCAAGCCGCAUUUUCCGAGGAGGGUCGGGCUGUACGUCCAGGAGAGAGCCAGCUCGUACCUCUUGAAGAGAGGCAGGCCACGGCCUCCUGGGGGCUAGCCUCGCCGACCAGUCCAACUGAGUGGCAGACGUUGGGAUCAACUUCCGGCGAUGGUGUUGAUAAACAUCCCAGACGAGUUGACGCGAAGCGACUUGCUUCAAUCACCAUGAAUUUGGAAGACCCGUCGUUUGACUCAUUGACGGAUCCCAUGCAAGCCUCCCCAGAGGUCGCCGGAUAUAUUCCUUCGACGCCACUGUCGGCGAAUUCUUCCCGGAAUUCAGACACUGCGGAGUUGAUAAAGGCUACUGGCAGUAGUAGCCCUGUCAGUCCACUUGUGGUUAGUUCCGGCUUGCGCAAGCGACGGGGCGAUUUCUCCUCGGUGACAGCGCUGGGCUCACCGAUAGCGAAGAGUCGUGAUCUAUACGACUCUCCUGGCGCCCAAUCACCUACAAGCCCAACGAAGGGUCUGAUCAUGAAAAUACUCCCCUCGCCGAGGUCCACACCUAGUUCUGCUACACCGCGAAGUCCUUCCAAGAUCUCUCUUCCCGCUAUCGACAAUGAGUCCGAUGAGGCGGGACCGGCUGUCAGAACGUUCGUCGAUACGUCGGAACCACUCCCUCUCUACCAGCGCAGAGAUGGCAAGGUACGCAAACCUCCGCUGAGGCCUAUUCGAACUGGUACUGCCCUUUCCAGUCCUACGCCUGUUGUUACAGCUGGGUCAGAUGGAGCAGACAUAGACGGUCUUGUAGCUCAACAGCAGGAUCUUUCGGACGUUGCUGCCGCCAGACCUCUACAGGCUCCGUUUUCAGCGAGUGAUAAGACACGCGACUCUGCAGGGUCGAGAGCGAUGUUCACAGGUACUAGCAGAUCAGAGGCCGACGUAGGCUCCUCGCCAACAUAUACCGAAGGAUCGGCAGACAGUGAACAGAAUGGAGUGGACGCUGACUGCGAAACUCGGCCACAUAUCGUUACGCGCGUGUUGGUCGCAAUCAACAUAGCAAUGUUUUUAGCAGCCAUGGUCGCUCUCUACAUCAACCUCUUGGUUCUCAGAGCACCUACUCCUGUCUGGACGUGGGCACCUGCUUCGACAUGUCCAACCUGUCUGACGGGCCGCGAUCACCUUCAUCGGGAACCGGGCAAUAUCAUGCAUGAGGUCUAUUUCGAAAAGGCGACCGAUCCAAUGUGGGUGACCUCGACGUUGACAGAGACGUCAACUGCAAUCACAACAGAAAGAGCCACGGAAAUUCAGAUGAAGACCGAGACAGAAACCCGCACAAAGAUCGACUUCGAGACACAUACCAAGACAGAGGUGUCGACAGAAUUGCUGACGUGGACCACCUUCGAGACACAAUUCGUGGCAACAGAGACGGAAGUCGAGUUCGAGACCUCGACUACAACAUCAACGUCGACGCUCAUAGAAACGCAGACCGAGACCUGGACAUCAACAGCCACAGCUACUAUGACGGGACUUGAAGUCGAAGUCGAAACUGAAACCGAAACCGAGACGCUCAUCAAGACGCACACUUUCACAGAAACAGGUUCUGUGGCGUCGUGCCCCGAUCCUCACUUCCCUCGAGAUCUACCCAUCCCUCCACCCACGCGAUCCUUCACAGGCGCCCAACUACCGAGUUUCAUGCUCAUGAACGCCACGCCCGGUCGUCCGAAACCCGUUCCCGUCCCACGACCCGUACCCUCCACAGGCAUACCCGGCUCGUCUGCGUCGCAAUACGAAUGCGAAUAUGCCUGCUCUCACUCCCAUUCAGUUCCCGGUGCAACAACGUCGAAAUCAAAGUCAAAGUCAAACACAAUUACAACCUCACCGUUGACGAACGCCCAAAUCGACGCCCGCGCCGCAAAGGCCAAGCAGAGGACUGCGCACCACUCGCAGAUGCACAUGCGGCAUAAUCGCGCCUACUUGGGCCGCACGUACUGGGGCUUCAUCCCGGAGGUGCAGCGCUUCUUGGACAUCGUGCACUUCGAGGUGACGGGGCUGUUGUUGGGAAACGCGCGGGGGGUGCGGAAAUAUUAA
Cladophialophora yegresii CBS 114405 is the source of this 3552-nucleotide messenger RNA. RefSeq lists its product as uncharacterized. The record is from RefSeq and is a predicted model, not a curated record. NCBI's taxonomy places the organism in Eukaryota, Fungi, Ascomycota, Eurotiomycetes, Chaetothyriales, Herpotrichiellaceae. The coding region runs from base 1 to 3552 and encodes 1183 amino acids. The transcript has a single exon.